GACAUGCUUGACCUAGUCAUCGCCAAUAGCUCGCACCAGCAUCUAUGAUUUACCCUUCUUGUCUUCACAUGCCCAAAUACUACGAGCAAAAGACAUGGUAUUACUCAUACUAAACACAACACAUGCUACUCGUAGAACCAAAAUACACACGUCAAUGGCAGCAACUUCACCAACACCAUCAAUCCUCUCCUUCAUAGAAACAGCCAAUUCCAUCUCCCAACUCCACCAAGCUCACGCUUUCAUGCUCAAAACUGGCCUCUUCCACAACCCUUUUUCUGCUAGUCGCCUCUUAACCAAAGCCACUCUUCUUCCCAUUUCUUCCCCUGAAGUCCUUUCAUAUGCACUCUCCGUUUUCACCCACAUUCAACAACCCAACUCAUAUAUCUACAACACCAUCAUCCGUGCUUAUUCCACUAGUCCCUUUCCGCAACUCGCACUCAUUAUCUUCCUCAAUAUGUUAAAUAAAGUUUCCCCAGAUAAGUAUACGUUUACGUUUGUUGUAAAGGCUUGUGCUACUAUGGAAAAUGCUAAACAAGGUGAACAAGUUCAAGGGUUAGUGACAAAAGUUGGACUUGAGGAAGAUGUGUAUGUGUACAAUACUUUGGUUCAUAUGUAUGCGAAAUGUGGCUGUUUUGGAGUUUCGCGUGGUAUGAUUGAUAGGUUGGUUGAGGACGAUGUUAUAGCGUGGAAUGCGUUGUUGAGUGUGUAUGCUGAAAGGGGUUUAAUUGAAUAUGCGCGUGAGUUGUUUGAUGAAAUGCCUGUGAAGAAUGUGGAAUCUUGGAACUUUAUGGUUUCUGGGUAUGUUAAUGUUGGGUUGGUGGAUGAAGCAAGGAAGGUGUUUGAUGAGAUGUUGGUGAAAGAUGUUGUUUCUUGGAAUGUUAUGGUUACCGGGUAUACUAAGGCGGAUAGGUUUAAUGAAGUUUUGGCUCUUUUUGAGGAUAUGCUGAGAACUAAAGUGAAGCCUGAUGAUUGUACACUUGUGAAUGUGCUGGCUGCUUGUGCUGGUGUUGGAUCUCUUAGCCAGGGGAAGUGGGUUCAUGCAUUUAUCGAGAGGAAUGGGAUUGAGGUUCAUAAUUUUCUUGCUACUGCACUUGUGGAUAUGUAUUGUAAAUGUGGAUGUAUUGAGAAAGGUUUGGAGGUGUUUAGUGGUACUUUGAGAAAAGAUAUUAGUACUUGGAAUGCAAUGAUUGCUGGGUUCAGCAACCAUGGGUACUUGGAUGACGCAUUAAAGACUUUCAAUGAGCUCAUUGUUGAUGGUAUCAAGCCCAAUGAGGUGACUUUUGUAAGCAUUCUAUCUACUUGCAGUCAAGGGGGCUUAUUAAGCGAGGGCCGUAGGAUGUUUGAUCUCAUGAUUAAUGAGUAUAGAAUUCAGCCGACGCUUGUGCAUUAUGGUUGUAUGGUUGAUUUACUUGGCCGAUUUGGAUUAUUGGAGGAGGCUGAAGAACUCGUUAGCAAAUUGCCAGUGAAAGAAGCUCCUGCUAUUUGGGAGUCCUUCUUGAAUGCUUGCAGAAGCCACAAUGAUGUUGAAUUGGCAGAGCACAUCGCUACCAAACUUUUAGAGCUUGAUCCUUGCGACAGUGCUGGUUAUGUUCAGCUAUCAAAUGUCCUUGCAUCUAUGGGGAGAUGGGGUGAUGUGAGGGAAGUGCGAAGAAAGAUGAGGAACGAGGGGAUAACUAAAGAGCCAGGUUGUAGCAUGAUUGAAAUUGAUGGAGUUGUUCACGAGUUCUUGGCUGGUGAAGGGAUAAUCUUGUCACAAGGAUAAAAUACUUCUUGUACAAAAAUUUGCUGGCCUGCUUAUACAGCCUGCAACUGAUUCCCUUAAUACUCUCAUACUUUUCAGGCUGCCAGAUGGGAAUUAUAGUAUGUAGAUUUGAGUGGUGGCAAAGACCUUAGGGAAUCACAGGUGAGAUCGAAUCUGGUAAAGAAUGGAGUUUUUCUUUAUGCAGACCAAAAAUGUUGCUCAUAGUUGACGCUCUUUUGGUAAUAGAAGCAAAUAGUUUGUUGUAAAUGACAAGAAGCAGCUAUCGUAAACUUGUGCAAGAGCCUAGAUAAGCCUGUGUUAUAUUUAUUAUAUUUAUACCCCGGUUCUUAUCAAUCAGGUAUUUUUAUUUUUUGAUAAGUUUCUUACCCCU
This is a messenger RNA of Capsicum annuum, 2132 nucleotides long. Its product is annotated as pentatricopeptide repeat-containing protein At4g18840. Gene Ontology annotation, molecular function: protein binding; RNA binding. The record is from RefSeq and is a predicted model, not a curated record. The transcript has a single exon. Gene Ontology annotation, biological process: RNA modification. The coding region runs from base 95 to 1762 and encodes 555 amino acids. NCBI's taxonomy places the organism in Eukaryota, Viridiplantae, Streptophyta, Magnoliopsida, Solanales, Solanaceae.